Messenger RNA from Colletotrichum graminicola M1.001, 792 nucleotides. RefSeq names its product siroheme synthase domain-containing protein. Gene Ontology annotation, biological process: siroheme biosynthetic process. The record is from RefSeq and is a predicted model, not a curated record. The transcript is spliced from 3 exons. Gene Ontology annotation, molecular function: protoporphyrin ferrochelatase activity; precorrin-2 dehydrogenase activity. Bases 1 to 792 code for a protein of 263 amino acids. Lineage: Eukaryota; Fungi; Ascomycota; Sordariomycetes; Glomerellales; Glomerellaceae.
AUGACCGAAAAAACAAAGACGAACAAGUUCCCCGAGGUCCGGCGUGGCGGGAGUCUCAUUCUGGCCUGGCGGAUUAAGGACAAGAAGGUCUUGGUUGUCGGUGGCGGCGAGGUCGCCGCCGGCCGCAUUCUCAACUGUCUCGACGCCGACGCCAAAGUUACCGUUGUCUGCCCGGCUUCCGGUCUCAAUCCCGAGGUAGCCCACCGAGUCGAGAGCGCCCAAGUCACCCAUGUCGAUCGCCUCUUCGAACCGACCGAUCUCGACGGCGCAGACAUGGUUCUCGUCGCUAUUGACGACCCCGCCGCCUCCACAACCAUUUGGAAGCUGUGCAAGGAACGCAGGAUACCCGCCAACAUUGCCGACGUGCCUCCGGAAUGCGACUUCUACUUCGGCAGCGUCCACCGUGACGGCCCGCUGCAGAUCAUGGUCAGCACCAACGGCAAGGGUCCCAGGCUGGCCGCUAUUAUCCGCCGGCACAUCGCCAAGUCGCUCCCCAAGAACGCCGGCAACGCCAUCGAGGCUAUUGGCACCCUACGCGCCAAGUUGCGCAAGAUGGCUCCCGAUCCGGAGGCGAGCCCCAAGCGGAUGGGAUGGAUGAUCAAGGUCAGCAACAAAUACGACUGGAACGAGUUCUGUGAUCUCACCGAUGAGGACAUGGAGAACCUCCUCAAGUUCUACGAGAGCAAUCAGGUUCCCACCAUUGACGAUCUCCUUUCCAUGAGAGCGAACCCCCCCGGCUUCAACGUCAACGAUGUGUUUGACGGCUCUUUCGGCUUCUGUGUCGGCGUUUAA